AUGGCCAGGCGUGCCGCUGAACUGGGUCGUCCAGAGGAUCGGAAAUCGCUCGGGGACGGAGACGGGGCCUGGGACCUCAAAAUAACUUCCGAGGACGUGGAAAGGAUUAUGAUAGUAUAUUUGAUUUCAUCUGCAUCGGUUAUAUGUGCCCGAGUGGUGCAACAGGGGAUUGCUUUCUUUGCAUUGGAGCUCGUUACACGAAUACGUGCUUCCUUUGCUUGUCUUAACCUCAAGCUUAUGCAAACUCGACGAUUUUCAACAUCUAUCGAAAAACAUAGCCUCAUUAUCCGGAAGAAACGCCAAGAAUCCCGCUUCUUCUCUUCGCUGAUUGGGUAUAAAAUGGACCAGGCCGCCAAACUCCCUGUCAAUCGCAAAGUGAAUAUGCCGAAUACGAUGAAAAACGAAGAAACUAGUGUGAUUCAUGAGCUGGAGAUGAAGAUUUUGAAGGAGUUUGUGUUGACGAAAGCGCGGACUCGAGGGGGAUUUACGAUCUCACUUCAAAGUAAAUGCAGAAUUCUUGCAAUUCUAACCGCAAACUUUCUGGGAGAGGGCCAUAAGCGUCCAUGGCUCGGGUAUCAACAAAGCUUGCAGAAGAAGCGGAAGUGUGAAGAAGUCGCGGGCAGUCGAGAAGAUGUAACGAGAGGAGGGUUACGACUCAAUUUUGAAUAUCUAAUUGUGAAUGGUACCUGCCAGAAAAAUGGGUAUCAAAUGAAAUUAGACCAUGGUAAAAUACCCUUCCACGCUACCUUGAUCCCGGCUAAUUUUUAUCAUGGGGCAAAAUGCCAUGAUUGCUUCGAUUCUCCUUUCACGUUAUCUUCAAUCCAGCAUCUCAAAAGAAUGCUGCAAGAUCCCGGCUUGAAGGUCAAAGCGACUAACAGUACGAAGAACGUUGCACGUGGUUUUGUGUUUCCAGCAUACGACCAGUCGUCUGGGUCCUCGGCACGGAAUCAAGCACUCGGCAGUGGGGCGGAGACGGAUCCCUUGCAACUCCGGCGUGUGAGGAGAAUUGAUCCCUGCAUAUCCCACUCCGAGCUCUUUCAUGCUGCAGCCUUAUCUGUUGACUGUCGCCGGACAAGACUCAAUCCAGCCCACAGAAGCCUUCGGCCUGGUUCAACAGAUUUGAAUUCAAAUGGAAAUCAAUUAUCUCAUAAGGUGUUUAGCGAUAUCGGCGUGGGAUUGGAGACGAAUACGACUUUGCCUAGUUUCGGUAGAUUUCCUUUUUGGGAGCCCUUCCAUUCCCGCCUUGGAAGCACAGUCGCAUGGGGUGAGGGCUGGAGGGGGUUUUACAGAAGAGGUUUGGUUCGCGAAGUCGGGGAUUUCAGUGGUGGCGGAUUUGAAGCAGCAAAGUUGCAUAUCAUUCUGCUAUCCCAGAAUGGUGUUUACUUAUGUCAUAGCUGGAAUUUGCGGGACCGGUUCCUUCCCGUCCACCAUCGAUCCUUUCCCUCCAACUUGAUCUAUUCUUCAUGUAAAGCGUCGCCUCAUUCGAUAUCCAAAUUUUGUGCUGGUGGUAACGCCGCUUCGUUCUAUCACGGACGCGUCGCCAAGCAGACUCAGGUGCAUAGUACUAUUUCCCACAUUAGAUUAGUCCUUGAGCACGUACCCAUUUUGGCUUUCAUCUGCCACGGUCCCCUAAAUGAAAACCUCGUUCACGCUUACGCCUGGGCUCGCCAUGUGUUGACAACCCUUGUCCACACGAUGCAAACCCACUUCAUGGGACGGGCUAAACUUGUCAGGGCUCCUCUCCAGGCGAGCCCUAUGGUGGCUGAUAUAGUUGGGUGGGACUGGCCACCUAUUCGUAUCCUCAUUUCAGGGACCUGGUCCUGUGUAGUUCAGGGCCUGGGCCAGGGUGUGUGCAUCGAAUCAGCGUAUUCUUUCCAACAUAGUCAGCCACCACAAUGCCCAAAACACCUCGCCGUCGACUCACCAACAAGGAACGCGUCCAAAUCCAGACCCUUAGAGAUCUUGGAUGGACAUGAUAAGCUAUCGCACAGUAUACCGGCGUACCUCAGAGCACAAUAUCUGCCUCCGAUCUCUAGUAACGCCUACGGAGCCUUUGGAGAACGCCGAACAACGUCGGAAGACCCGCGAACAGACAGCUCAUGGGCUAGGGAUUAA
Lindgomyces ingoldianus is the source of this 2115-nucleotide messenger RNA. RefSeq lists its product as uncharacterized. The record is from RefSeq and is a predicted model, not a curated record. The transcript has 21 exons. NCBI's taxonomy places the organism in Eukaryota, Fungi, Ascomycota, Dothideomycetes, Pleosporales, Lindgomycetaceae. The coding region runs from base 1 to 2115 and encodes 704 amino acids.